Molecule: messenger RNA, 2596 nt
Organism: Condylostylus longicornis
Lineage: Eukaryota; Metazoa; Arthropoda; Insecta; Diptera; Dolichopodidae
Gene: Ctl1
Product: choline transporter-like 1
Exons: 10
Coding region: 82-2112 (676 amino acids)
Biological process (GO): transmembrane transport
Cellular component (GO): membrane
Molecular function (GO): transmembrane transporter activity
Source: RefSeq, a predicted model, not a curated record
CAAAGUUAUGUUAGCAAGAAAUCAUUCAAUUUUGCGAUCUGAGAACAUUUAUUUUUAAAUUCAAAUAGCUUAUUAAGAGCUAUGGGUUGUGCAGAAAGCAAGACUGAACGUCCAAAAUAUCGUGUGUGUACAGAUGUAUUUUGGUUAAUAUUGUUUGGAAUAUUUUGGCUCUUGUUGAUCGUCAUAGCCAUAUUUUCAUUUGUUUAUGGUAAUCCACUUCGUCUCAUAAAUGGAUAUGACUCAUUCGGAAAUACCUGUGGAGUUAAAUCUAAUGAUAAAUAUUCCGAUUUUCCACUAUCAGGCAGAAACACUCUUGAGGAACCCAAUUUAUUUUUCUUGGAUGUUAAAGAGCUGCGACAGACAAUAAAAAUUUGCGUUAAGGAAUGCCCCAAUAGGCAGAUCAAUAACAGAGAUGAGCUUUAUAGAUAUUAUGUUGACACUAAGUCUCAGCUAUGCCGUUACGAUUUUAAUAUGAGCUUGUUAUUGGAACGUGAAAAUCCUUCAAUGAAAUAUUUCAAUUUAUUAGGACCAUGUCCACCAUUUCCAGUUUACGAAAGUACUCCAGUACUUCACAGAUGUUUACCAACGGGAAAAAAUGCUCCAAAAGAAAUGAUAAAAAAUGCUUAUAAACUCCUCAAUAACUGGGAUAUUGCACAACAAUUUCUUAGUGAUUUGUACAAAACUUGGCCAAUAAUGGCAUUGUUGGCUUCUUUCGCACUUUUACUUUCCAUCAUAUUAGUAGCAUUUAUGCAUUGGCUUACAAAAAUAGUUUCUUGGUUAAUAUGCAUUUUUGUUGUGAUCGCCAGCAUAGCAUUUACGGUUGUUUUAUGGUGGGCAUAUUAUAGCAUGAAGCAAAAAAAGGAUUUGAGUGUAAAGUAUUCAAUGUUGGAAGAAUUUCUUAGAAAUGAAACAGCUAUCUAUGUUUUGGCUAUUAUUGCCACUAUAAUAAUGAUACUUUUAAUUAUCAUUGUGUAUUAUUUAAAAUCAAAACUUUCUGGUAUGGCGGCUCUUUUUGAGGAAGCGGGAAAAUGCAUGCUGUCGUUACCAGGCCUAGCUAUAGCUCCAACAAUAGCCUUUUUAUUUUUAACAAUAUUUUUAGCAUUUUGGGUGUUCGUAGUUGUUUGCAUUGUGACUGCAAAUUAUCCCGGCAUGACACCAUUAAUUCCAUUAACUAGUGCUGGAAAAGUAGGUAUUCCUUCAAACAAUACGGCCCUAACAGGAUCUACAGAAAAAGUAAAUUCAGAUAGUGAUUAUAAAACUCUUCUUAAAGUUGAAUAUAAAGACGCAUCUUGGAUUAAAAGUAUGCUUUGGAUCUAUUUUAUUGGCCUAAUUUGGCAUACAGAAUUCAUUUUUGCAUGCCAACAAUUUGCUCUUGCUGGUGCUGUUGCUUAUUGGUAUUUCAAAAAGCCAACUGAUUCUCCCUCCACAUAUGCUAUUGGAAAAUUGCUGAAAUACCAUUUGGGAUCGGUUGCCAAAGGAUCUUUUGUUAUUACUAUUUUUAAAAUUCCUCGUCUAAUUUUGACUUAUUUGUAUACCAAAUUGAAAAAGUCUGAAGAUAAGGGAUCCCAAUGCGCUAAAUGCUGUUUAACUUGUUGUAUCUGCGGAUUUUGGCUGCUUGAGAAAUUUAUAAGAUUUUUAAAUCAUAACGCGUAUACGGUAAUCGCUAUCGAAUCAAUUAACUUUUGUCCGGCUGCUGGAAUUGCGUGGAAUGCAAUGGCUACAAAUGCACUUCAAGUUGCUACAAUUAACAGCAUUGGGGACUUUAUCCUAUUUUUGGGAAAAGUUAUGGUGGCAACAAUAUGUGGCUUAGUUAGUGUACUUAUUUUAAAAGACCGAGAGGAUAUACAUUUUUAUGUUGCACCUGUUGUUUUCAUUACAAUUUUUGGAUUUUUUAUAGCCCAUGUAGUGUUGUCAUUAUUUGAAGUUGUAGUAGAUACUUUAUUUUUAUGCGUAUGUGAAGACAAAACUAUCAAUGGUAAUGCUGGACGAUGGAAACAGAGUAAUUUAGCUAAGCUUGUUGGAGAAGAGCCGAAUGAUGAUAUUGAAGGACCAAUUCAAGCGGUUGAAAUGACACCCAUUAAUAAACAACCUUUUCAUAAUAUUAUGGCGUAAAAUUUAAGUAUUAUUUUAAUUUAUUCUUCCAAGAAGGAAUUCAGCGAUAUUUUUAAGUGUUGUAUUCUUUUACAUUAAGUUCUUUUGCCACUUUCAAUAAUACAUGUUCAUUAUUAUAAGGCACUCUUUAUAUCGCAUAAUUAAUAGUCGUAUAAUUGUGUAAAAAGUUUGCAACUUGUUAUUACAUAAUGUUUUCUUUAUAUGAAAGAAUUAUCUUUAUUAAUUUAUAUAGAUCUACGUUAUGUAAAAUAUUACCUAUGGCUAAAAGAAAAAUUGAAAUUAAAAUUACGUCCACCGUAUCCAAAUUUUGUAUAACUUUACAACACAGUCUUCGUUAUCUUCUUAAGUCAAUACGUUCUUGGCUUUUUAAAUAAUUUUUCGUUUAUCUAAAAAUUUAAAACCCGUUAUAAUAUUCAAGUGUAUUACAUAUGAAAUUUUUUCUGAAUUUUUGAAAAUUUAAAAUUAGUAGAUACUGUAUUUAAAA